GUCCUCAAUCAUUUGUUGUAACUCGUCUGCAUUGUUGCUGAAUAGAACAAUGUCAUCGGCAAACCGAAGGUUGUUGAGGUAUUCGCCGUCGACCUUUACUCCUAAGCCUUCCCAGUUUAAUAGCUUGAAUACUUCUGAGCACGCAGUUGAUUGUCACCUAGCGUUGUGAUAAUCGUAGGUCAUGCUGGAUUACUGGUACUGUGCUCAAAUAAAUGUACACGCGGCAAUGUGUUUUACAGUGUAGCUCCCUAUCACCUCCGCAUCAGAGGGAUAACGACACAGAUACCGAAAACGCGCACUCGAUCAUCGCAUACUAAUCGCGAGCGGCAACAAGGCUUGGUUAAAAAAAGAAAGUUCGUAGCCGAGACAUGAUCCAAUCCGAUCCAGUCCAGUUCAUUUGUGACGCCAUCUUAAUCUGGUGCGGACGGUGCGGUGAUUUACGCGCGUCUGUCGCCUCAAUUCGCCGACGUCGUUUGACAGCCGAGACAGCCCGCUGACAUGAAGCACGUGGAAGAAGCUGCAGUUCGCGCUGUUGGAAAGGUCCUCAAUGACCGGAGCCGACCGCUGAAGGAACGCUUUCGAGCGCUGUUCACGCUGCGCAACUUGGGCGGCGCGUGUGCGAUCGAGUGCAUUGCCAGCUGCUUCACGGACCCGUCGGCGCUCCUCAAGCACGAGUGCGCCUACUGCCUGGGCCAGAUGCGCGAUCCCCGCGCCAUCCCGACCCUCGAGAAGCUGCUGAGAGACGAGAAAGAGGAGGCGAUCGUGAGGCACGAAGCCGCCGAGGCGCUCGGGGCCAUCGCGGAGCCGCAAAGCAUGGAUAUUCUGCGCGAGUUCGCCGCCGACCAGACGGCCGUCGUGGCUGAAACGUGUCAGCUUGCGCUGGCACGCAUGUCUUGGCUGGCUAGCGCCGAGAGCCAGCUCGAGGCUUUCGCCGACAGUCCGUACAGUUCCGUCGAUCCCGCGCCACCGCUGCUGUCGGACGAUGGGGGAGGCGUCGAGGAGCAGGCGCAGCGUCUGAUGGAUAAGUCGGCGCCGCUGUUCGAGCGGUACCGCGCCAUGUUUUCCCUCCGGAACGAAGGCAGCGAGCCGGCGAUACGUGCGCUGGCCGAAGGGCUUCGCUGUCCGAGCAGCGCUCUGUUCCGCCACGAGGUCGCGUACGUUCUGGGCCAGGCGAGGCACGAGGCCGCCGUCGAGCGGCUCGGCGAGGUUCUGGCCGACGAACAGGAGUGCGGCAUGGUGCGUCACGAGUGCGCCGAGGCGCUCGGCUCGAUCGCCACGGGAGAUUGCUUCGAGAUGUUGCGCCGCUUCGAAGCCGACGAAGAGCCGCUGGUGAGAGAGAGCUGCGCCGUGGCGCUGGACAUGUGCGAGUACGAGAACAGCUGCGAGCUGCAGUACGCCGACACUCUGCUCAAGGUGCAACAGGAGGCUCUCAUCUGAAUCCUUUUCGUGUUGCGUCGCGAUGCUCCCCGAACCGGUCGUUUCGUGUGAUUUGAUUGCCUCUUGUUGCUUUGAAUUUCGGGUGCGCGAUGGUACCGAGGUUCGCACAGUACGCAGUCAUCGAUGGCCUUGCAUUUAAUGCUCUUUUUUUUUCACGUUUGAUCAUCUUUCACACGAAUACGCAGGGUUAUGCUUAUUUAAAAAUUGUCUUUUGUGUCAAGUUGUCGCUUAAACCCCAUUAAAUCCGAGUAGUGGUGUUUGGCGGUAAUGCUCCAUCAAAGGCAUGUGGUGGGAUUGAGGUUUACAUAUACUGCUAAAACUGAUAGUAGCGCUGGUUUCAGCUUUUGACGAGACUCGUUACCACCUGUUCCUGCGAGAUUGUCUUCGUGUGUGUCUGCGAAGGGUCAGGUACACGUGAGAACGUCAAACUUUUGACUGUCUACAGGCAUGGCUCGCACUACACAUACAGCUUAAACCUGUAGCAUGCAUACAGGACACCUGCGAUGCUAAUCAAGUAUGUAGCUUUUAUUUGCUGUUAGCAUAAAAUGUGUCCUUGCAAAGUUUCAAUUGCCAUGACAGCAUUGACAUUAGAGUAGUUAAUAUAUUUUCUCCCAAUAUGUGCAUUCCUUAUUUACCGCAGCAUCAAGCGUUGAUUUCUUGCAGUGGUUGUGACGCAUUAUGUUCCUCACUCUUGAUUGGGUGGCCAUGCAUUCCGCACAUGUUUUUCACAUGCAUAACACAUGCUCAGCAAGCAGCUGUGAAAAUGCAGUGCAUUAUAAUAUAUGCAGCCAUUUCAUCUAGAAAGUAGCCAAAAUAUUUAAUG
Dermacentor andersoni is the source of this 2260-nucleotide messenger RNA. It is a transcript of the gene nero, whose product is annotated as deoxyhypusine hydroxylase nero. Gene Ontology annotation, molecular function: deoxyhypusine monooxygenase activity. Lineage: Eukaryota; Metazoa; Arthropoda; Arachnida; Ixodida; Ixodidae. The record is from RefSeq and is a predicted model, not a curated record. Gene Ontology annotation, biological process: peptidyl-hypusine biosynthetic process.